Perognathus longimembris pacificus (Pacific pocket mouse) is the source of this 836-nucleotide messenger RNA. It is a transcript of the gene Sri, whose product is annotated as sorcin. The coding region runs from base 54 to 650 and encodes 198 amino acids. The record is from RefSeq and is a predicted model, not a curated record. The transcript is spliced from 8 exons. Gene Ontology annotation, molecular function: calcium ion binding. NCBI's taxonomy places the organism in Eukaryota, Metazoa, Chordata, Mammalia, Rodentia, Heteromyidae.
GGCCGGGGAGGCCGGGUGCUCUGGGAGCGCUGGGCGGCGGCACAGUCUGCACCAUGGCGUACCCGGGGCACCCUGGCGCCGGCGGCGGGUACUACCCAGGCGGGUACGGAGGGGCUCCCGGAGGGCCGGCGUUUCCCGGACAGACUCAGGAUCCGCUGUAUGGUUACUUCGCUGCUGUUGCUGGACAGGAUGGACAGAUAGAUGCUGAUGAGUUGCAGAGAUGUCUAACCCAGUCAGGCAUUGCUGGAGGAUACAAACCUUUUAACCUGGAGACGUGUCGGCUGAUGGUUUCAAUGCUGGAUAGAGAUCGGUCUGGCACGAUGGGGUUCAAUGAAUUUAAAGAACUCUGGGCUGUACUGAAUGGCUGGAGGCAACAUUUCAUCAGUUUUGACAGCGAUAGGAGUGGCACAGUGGAUCCCCAAGAACUGCAGAAGGCUCUGACAACAAUGGGAUUUAGGUUGAGUCCCCAAACUGUGAAUUCAGUAGCAAAACGAUACAGCACCAGUGGAAAGAUCACCUUUGAUGACUACAUCGCCUGCUGCGUCAAACUGAGGGCUCUCACAGAUAGCUUUCGAAGACGGGAUAGUGGUCAACAAGGUGUUGUGAAUUUCUCAUAUGAUGAUUUCAUUCAGUGUGUCAUGACGGUGUAAAUCAAGCCCGAGGGACUCCAGAGGAACAUAAGCAACAUUCCAGCUUGAGUUUGCCUUUGCUUACUCUGCCUUCUUACAUUGCCACUUUCCCCGGACAGCUUUUGUAUUGAUUUAUUACAGUAUGCACAACUGAAGCCUUGUUUUUAGUUAAUAAUAAAUAGAUAAUAAAUUCUCUGGGUAUUUUAA